AUGGAACAUCUAAUACCAUGUAAAGAUUCGAAUUAUUGCCUUGAUCAAUAUUCACCCCAAAAAUCCUUAAAUCAUAAUCAAACUUAUUCAUAUCCGUAUCGUUUCUUUGAAUUAUGUCGAAAUAUUCAUGAUGUGCCUCAUAGUAUACAAUUUACGCAUAAUAAACACGAUAAAUCUCAAAAUCAAUCUCAACAGGAUCAUUUUCAUUCGCCACGAUCUGAUCAUGCUGCUCAACAAACAAGAUUUCACGAACAGUCACGUGCAAAGAAGUCCUCAUACGCAUUGAAUGAACAAUCUUCUCAUGUAGGAUCAUUUAAAAAUGAAGAAUCUAAUCGUAAAGGUUUACUGACCACCUUCUAUACAGAGGUAGCAGGUAGAAGUAGUAUUACCGAUGCAAGUGACUAUAAUCAAUAUCAUAAUCCAACAGGAAGAAUUUAUGAGUUAGGUCGAGAUGAUGCAUUUAGUGAAUAUAGUAUUUCAAUUGCACAAUUUUACAUAGAUUCGGAAUUCAAUGAUACAGCUAUGAAAGUACCAAUUGAUGCAUUAAAAGUUAAAGGAUUUCAGGUGAAACAUGUGAAAACAGAAAAUGAAUGUAUAGCGGAAAUGUCUUCGAAUAGUCAUCAAAUCGUAUGGAUUAUUAGUACAAAUCAAAUUCAAAAUCCAUUAUUCAUCUCAGCUCUAAUAACAUAUCAUUCGUCUGGAGGAGUUAUUUUCUUAUUUGCUGAUAAUACAUCAUACGUGUGUCAUGUAUCUCAAUUUCUCAGCACAAAAUUUGACAUAACUGUCGAAGGUGAUUACUACGGUGAUAAAACAUUGGCAUACAAAGAGAAUGACCAUCAACAAACAGGACAUUUUGGUCAACAUGAUAUUUUUACGGGGAUAGAAAAUUUAUAUGAGGGUAUCACCAUCUGUCAUCCCAUCUAUUUAACACCAGCAAGUCGCACAAAAUUUACCAUAAUAGCAACUGCAACUGAUGGGAAUAGCAGUAUUGUCGUAUAUGAUCCGCCAGCGACAUCGACAGAAGGACGAUUAUGUUUAGAUUGUGGCUUUGCUAAGCGGUACAGAAAAUGGGAUUCAGCAGGCACAGCUCGUUAUAUUGUUAAUGCUAGUUGUUGGCUGCUUGGUAUUGAAAAACGUUUGAAACAGAAGAAAUAA
Molecule: messenger RNA, 1155 nt
Organism: Rotaria sp. Silwood2
Lineage: Eukaryota; Metazoa; Rotifera; Eurotatoria; Philodinida; Philodinidae
Source: the annotation of a GenBank genome assembly